AUGUCCGGCUCCGACCCUACCGAGGCCAGUUUCGAGGCCCUCUCCCACCGCCUCGACGAGAACUCGCGCGCAAAGAACGGCAAGGACGACGACGGUUUCGUCUUUGAGGAGAAGCGCGCGCCGUCCCAGACCACCGGCGACGAUGAGGAGUACCCCGACGCGCCCACCGAGGAGGAGAAGAUGACCCUGAGGCGUGUCGCUGGCCCCAUCAACAUCGCGUCCUUCCUCAUCGGCUUCAUCGAGCUCGCCGAGCGCUUCUCCUACUACGGUUCGACCCAGGUCUUCACCAACUUUAUCCAGCAGCCUCUCCCCGAGGGUUCGACCACUGGCUCGUCGCACGCUGGCCAGACGUCCGGCGCUCUCGGCAUGGGCCAGCAGGCGUCGACCGGUCUGACGACGUUCAACCAGUUCUGGGUCUACACGAUGCCCCUCUUCGGUGCCUACAUCGCCGACACCUACCUCGGCCGCUUCAACACCAUCGCCUGGGCCAUCCUCAUCUGCUUGAUCGGCCACGUCCUCCUCGUCGUCUCCGCCCUCCCCUCCGUCAUUGCCCACCCCAACUCUGCCAUCGGCGUCUUCGCCGUUGCCAUCAUCAUUAUGGGCGUCGGAACUGGCUUCUUCAAGUCCAACAUCUCGCCCCUCAUCGCUGAGCAGGUCGCUUCGCACCGCCUCUACGUCAAGACGCUCAAGAGCGGCGAGCGCGUCCUUGUCGACCCGGCAGCGACCACUGCGCGCAUGUACAACUGGUUCUACCUCCUUAUCAACGUCGGUGCCCUCGCUGGACAGCUCGGCAUGGUCUACGCCGAGAAGCGCGUCGGCUUCUGGCUCGCCUUCACCCUCCCGACCGUCGUCUUCGCCCUGACCCCGAUCGUCCUCUUCCUCGGCAAGAACAAGUACAACCGCACCCCUCCCGCCGGCUCGUCGCUCGGCAAGGCCUUCCGCAUCCUCAACAUCAACUUUAAGCGCGCCGGAUUCUCCCCCAAGGCGUGGAAGCGCUCCGACUUCUGGGAGGCCGCCCUCCCCUCGCAGUUCGCGACCGCCGAGAAGCCCGCGUGGAUGACUUGGGACGACACGUUCGUUUGGGAGGUUCGCCGUGGAUUCAAGGCGUGCCAGGUCUUCCUCUGGCUCCCGCUCUACUGGCUCUGCUACAACCAGAUCAACAACAACCUCACCUCGCAAGCCGCCGUCCUCAACACCCACGGUCUCCCGAACGACGUCCUUGCCAACCUCGACCCGUUCGCGCUCAUCAUCCUCAUCCCCAUCUUCGACCUCGGCGUCUACCCCGCCCUCCGCCGCGCCGGCAUCAACUUCUCGCCCGUCAAGAAGAUGUUUGCCGGAUUCAUCUUUGCCUCGCUCUCGAUGGUUUGCGCCACCGCCGUCCAGGCUCACAUCUACGCUACCUCGGCUUGCGGCACGCACGCUGCGACUUGCGACGCCAUGCCGUUCAUCCCGACCAACGUCUGGAUCCAGACCCCCUCCUACGUCCUCCUCGCCCUCUCCGAGAUCUUCGCCUCGAUCACCUCGCUUGAGUACGCCUACACCAAGGCGCCCAAGUCGAUGCGCUCGAUGGUCAUGGCCGUCGGCCUCUUCAUGACCGCCAUCUCUGCCGCCCUCGGCGAGGCCUUCCUCGCACUCUCGGCCGACCCGCUAUUGACCGUCAACUACGCCGUUUUUGCCGGCCUGUCAUUCGUAGGCGGCGUUGUCUUCUUCAUCGUCUUCCGCCCUCUCGACCGCGAGGAGUCCCACCUCAAUGAGCUGGCCGCUGGCGCCGCAGAUGCGACUCGAGCACGCCUUCAACACGAGAAGGGGGCGUGA
Rhodotorula toruloides NP11 is the source of this 1815-nucleotide messenger RNA. Its product is annotated as proton-dependent oligopeptide transporter, POT family. The transcript is spliced from 5 exons. Gene Ontology annotation, molecular function: dipeptide transmembrane transporter activity. Lineage: Eukaryota; Fungi; Basidiomycota; Microbotryomycetes; Sporidiobolales; Sporidiobolaceae. Bases 1 to 1815 code for a protein of 604 amino acids. The record is from RefSeq and is a predicted model, not a curated record. Gene Ontology annotation, biological process: oligopeptide transport; transmembrane transport. Gene Ontology annotation, cellular component: membrane.